This is a messenger RNA of Chelonoidis abingdonii (Abingdon island giant tortoise), 1875 nucleotides long. RefSeq names its product GrpE like 2, mitochondrial (gene GRPEL2). NCBI's taxonomy places the organism in Eukaryota, Metazoa, Chordata, Testudines, Testudinidae. Gene Ontology annotation, biological process: protein folding; protein import into mitochondrial matrix. Gene Ontology annotation, cellular component: PAM complex, Tim23 associated import motor. Gene Ontology annotation, molecular function: adenyl-nucleotide exchange factor activity; protein homodimerization activity; protein-folding chaperone binding. The record is from RefSeq and is a predicted model, not a curated record.
AAUGUUAUUCCCUGAUAACCAGAAACUUCUGUGCCUAAACUCUGUACCCUUCACUUUUUCUUAAUAUCUUAAAAUUUUUAAAUCGGGGAGGGGGACCCAAACCAGUAAGGCUCAUUGAGAAGUAAAGUGGGCCAACUAGCUAAGAGGAGGACUGGGCAGGCCCCAGAAAGUGCUGAUAGGCCUGAAGGAGAAGCUAGCUAAUAAUAGGCCAGUAAGAAGAGAGCAGGCCCGUGGCUUCUGUCAGAGGGAGAAAAGCUGUUCUGGGACUUGGCAGGACUGUGCUCUUCCUCCCUGGUUUGCUAAAUCUGCUAGCUGAAGUCCAUAGCUGGAGGGGAUCAGCUGGCCUGGGACAGUUCUGGUGUGUAGUCAAUGGUUGGCAGACGCACAUCCCUAUGAUAUUAGGCCUUGCAGUACUUGGGAAUCUCUGAAGCCGCUGUCAAAAGAACCUUGUAGAGAAGGCAGGUAAUAGAUCUGCCUUGCAAAACUGCCUUUAGCAUUUAUCAUCCCAGGGCACAAACUCUGCUCACCCACUGGUACCAGGAGGCUAACAGAGAUCCACCAAUGGCUACUUGUGUGUCAAAAAAUCUGACUCUUCCCCCAAGCAAGUGAAUUCAGCGUGGCUGUGAAAUGAAAUGCAAAACUCAGAGAGAUUGCCUGUGUGUCUUCAGCACUGCGGCCCAGCAGAGGAGUACGGGAGAUGAGUGUGGACCAGAGGAUCCCCACGAUGAGCCGAGGCAUCCCCUUUCUGAGCGAACUCUAGAGCUCAAAGCCAGCAAACUGGAAGAACAAGUCCAUGAUUUAACUGAGCAAUACCGGAAAGCGUUGGCGGAUUCGGAAAAUGUCCGAAGGAGAACACAGAAGUUUGUGGAAGAUGCCAAGCUGUUUGGGAUCCAGAGUUUCUGCAAGGACCUGGUGGAGGUAGCUGAUAUCUUGGAGAAGACUACUGAGAGCGCUGCAAGAGAAGCAGAGCCUAGUGACCCAAAACCAACCCUCAAGAAGAUCUGUGAAGGCCUCUCCCUCAUAGAGGCCAAGUUGCAAAGUGUAUUUGCCAAGCAUGGCCUUCAGAAGAUGAACCCCGUCGGUGGCAAAUAUGAUCCAUAUGACCAUGAAAUAGUCUGCCAUGUGCCAGCAGAGGGAAUGCAGCCUGGCACAGUGGCACUAGUGACUCAGGAUGGCUAUAAACUCCACGGCCGCACUAUCAGACAUGCACAUGUUGGUGUGGCAGUAGAGUCACAGGAGUGAUGUAGUGGGUGCACCCAUUGGGAUCUGAGCUGAGGACUCUGUCACACAGUGGCGAUAGCAGCUGCAUGUCUUUUCUUUUAUUUAUUAAGCUAGGUUUGUAUUGUACAUUGGCUUCUUCACAACAUGUGCAGUAAUCUUGGGUUUAAUUCCAAGAGGCUCAAUUAUUUAAUGUUACUUUUUCUGAGUGUGUGUAAUGCUGGGAAUCCUGCUGUUUAUUGGAAGCAUGUGGCACUGCUAGCCCCCUUUUCUGUUGGAUUCAGGUCUCUAUUAAAACUUGCACUGGGGAAAGAGGGAGUUGGGGAGAGAGAAUCUGAGAGCCAGGAAUUUCUGCCUUCUGAUCCCAGCUCUGACGUACUCUUUCUGUGGCUUUCGGCAAGUCACUUAGCCACUUUGCCUCAGUUUCCCUAUUUGUAAAAUAGGGAUAUAAUAAUACUUAACUAACCACCUCACAGGGGCAUUGUGAGGAUUAAAUAAUGGUUGAGAUGCACCUUAGAGCUGAAGAUCUCUAGCUAAGUGCUAAGUAUUAUGAGACUUGUGUGGUCUUUUAUUUUUCCUGUUUCCCUUAGGCAGAAGGAGCUGUGAAAGCAUCUACUAUUUUCAGCCAGACUUUUCUCAUUUCUCUUCAGAAAGCAA